AUGCCACCAAAGAAGAAGCAGCAGCAACAGCCUGCUAAGAAGAAGGACAAUGUUGACAAAACGUUCGGUAUGAAGAACAAGAAUAAAUCCACCAAGGUGCAAAAAUUCAUCAAGCAAGUUCAAUCACAGCAGGAUCCUGCAAAGGAAGAAAUGAAACGGAAGAAGUUGGAAGAAAAGAAGAUGAGAGAGGCUGCAGAGGCAGAAAGAAGAGCUUUAUUCAAUCCGGUACUGGACCAGAAGGUGAAAGCUGGUGUGGAUCCUAAAACUGUGCUCUGUGCGUUAUUCAAGAUUGGUAAUUGUAACAAAGGUGCACGCUGUAAGUUCUCGCAUGAUAUGAAUGUCGGACGUAGAGUGGAGAAGAGAGAUUUGUAUCAGGACACAAGAAGUGAAAAGGAAGAAGAUACUAUGGACAAUUGGGAUGAAGCUAAGUUGAGAAGUGUGAUUUUGUCCAAGCAUGGUAAUCCUAGAACAACCACUGAAAAGGUUUGUAAAUAUUUCAUCGAAGCUGUCGAAAACGGUAAGUACGGGUGGUUUUGGAUUUGUCCUAACGGCGGUGAUAAAUGUAUGUACAAGCACUCCUUACCGGAAGGAUUCGUAUUAAAGACUAAAGAACAGAAGAGGUUAGAAAUGGAGGCCUUUGAGAAGAAGCCAAAGAUCACUUUGGAAGAAUUCAUCGAAACCGAAAGGGAACGCUUGGAUAAGAGAAAUUUGACACCAAUUACAAUGGACAACUUUGCUGAAUGGAAGAAGAACCACAGAAUUGAAAGGCUCAAUCUAGAAAAAGAGAAUAACUUGAAGAAAAAACCUAGUGGACGUGAAGUCGUGCUGAAGAAAUAUACAGAAGACAAGAGAUUUGAUCUCGUCGAUGAAACUGAUUCCACGAACGGUUCAGCGUGGGAUUUGACCGAGUUCACAAAAGCAUUAAGAGAUGAAGAUAGUAAUGGAUCUAGUGGAAUCAAAGAUUAUGGUGAUGGUAGUAAUCCUACUUUUGAACUGCCUAGCAGAGAUGGCCCAUCUAAACAAAGCACUACACUUACUGCCUGA
This is a messenger RNA of Kluyveromyces lactis, 1044 nucleotides long. It is a transcript of the gene TMA46, whose product is annotated as translation machinery-associated protein TMA46. The transcript has a single exon. NCBI's taxonomy places the organism in Eukaryota, Fungi, Ascomycota, Saccharomycetes, Saccharomycetales, Saccharomycetaceae. Gene Ontology annotation, cellular component: cytosol. Gene Ontology annotation, molecular function: mRNA binding; metal ion binding. The coding region runs from base 1 to 1044 and encodes 347 amino acids. Gene Ontology annotation, biological process: cytoplasmic translation. The record is from RefSeq and is a predicted model, not a curated record.